Molecule: messenger RNA, 4050 nt
Organism: Labrus bergylta (ballan wrasse)
Lineage: Eukaryota; Metazoa; Chordata; Actinopteri; Labriformes; Labridae
Source: RefSeq, a predicted model, not a curated record
GAAGGGGGUCGCUGAAGUUGACGGAACCGCCAUCUUGAAAAGUGCCCUCCGAUGAUCUCCCUUUUCGCGCCUGUCAGAAUCAGUUUUAAACGCUUUAUUUUCUCUGCCGGAACACCGUGUAAUAUCCGUGUUCGUUUUAUUAAGGUCGGGGGCUAAUGGCAACAUAAGCUACAUCCUGGAGACUCGUCGUUUACCGCUGUUUAUCGGUGUAUGCUGUUGAACUGCUGUAUGUGUGCUGCUUGUCAGUCUGUCCAUCACCACAGUCUGCCUGUCUGUCCAUCCGGCUAGCCUGGAAUGGGCCACAACUCCCAAAGACUAGAACACACCUCUUUAUAACCUGAGCUCCACCCUCUGGACUCCCAAUAUACCCGCAGAGCCAAAAUGUUUUGGAAGUUUGACCUCCACACUACGUCGCACAUAGACACACUCUUAGAGAAGGAGGAUGUGACGCUGACGGAGGUAAUGGAUGAGGACGAUGUCCUGCAGGAGUGCAAGGCCCAGAAUCAUAAACUGGUUGACUUCAUACUGAGACCACAGUGCAUGGAGGACCUUGUCACCUACAUCACACAGGAACCCUGUACUGAUGUUGAGGAAAAAGUUAAAUACAAGUAUCCCAACAUAUCCUGUGAGCUGCUUACAUCAGAUGUGGGCCAGAUCAAUGACAGACUGGGAGAAGAUGAAAAACUGCUGAUGAAGCUAUACGGGUUUCUCCAGAAUGAGCCGCCGCUCAACCCACUACUCGCCAGCUUCUUCUCGAAGGUCCUCUCCAUUCUUAUAGGACGCAAACCUGAACAGAUCGUGGAUUUUCUGCGAAAGCAGGAGGACUUCGUAGACCUGAUGAUCAAACACAUCGGGACAUCUGCCAUCAUGGACCUGCUGCUCAGAAUGCUCACUUGCAUCGAACCGCAGCAGCUACGGCAGGAUGUUCUCAAUUGGCUGAAUGAAGAGAAGGUGAUUCAGAGACUGGUGGACAUGGUGCAACCAUCUCAAGAUGAGGAUAGACACUCAAAUGCCUCCCAGUCCCUGUGUGAGAUUAUCAGACUGAGCAGAGACCAGAUGUUCCAGGUCCAGGGCUGCUCAGAACCCGACCCACUUCUGGCAACACUUGAAAAGCAAGAGACGGUGGAGCAGCUGCUGGGGAACAUCUUUGACAAGGAGAAAAAUGAAUCUGCUAUUGUCAGCGUUAUCCAGAUCCUCCUCACACUGUUUGAGACCAGAAGACCAGCGUUUGAGGGUCACAUGGAUUGUCCCCCUGGGAUGUCCCAUCCUUCAUUCUCAGUCAACCACAGCAUCCUGGAGGCUGUGAGACCCCGACUUAAAGACUUUCACCAGCUGCUACUGGAGCCCCCAAAGAGGAAUAUGAUGAAGACGACAUGGGGGGUACUGGACCCCCCUGUGGGAAACACGAGGCUGAAUGUGGUCAGACUGGUGGCCAGCCUGUUGCAGAGCAACACACACAGCAUCAACACAGAACUCAUUAACCUCAACACACUGGGAGUCAUACUAGAUAUGUAUUUUAAAUACAUCUGGAACAACUUCCUCCACAUUCAGGUGGAGAUCUGUACAGCCAUGAUCCUGGCUAUGCCUCCUGCUCCCACUGACCCCCAGCCAGACACAGAGCAAGAACAUGCAAGGGAAAGCAUCCUUAUCAAACAUCUGUUUCAAAAGUGCCAGUUUAUUCAGAGAAUCGUAGACGCCUGGAGCUCCAAUGAGAAAGAACAGGCUGAAGGUGGUCGGCGACGAGGCUACAUGGGUCACCUAACCAGAAUAGCCAAUUCUAUAGUUCACAACUGUGACAAAGGCCCUAAUGGACCCCAGAUACAACAGCUCAUCUCUGAGCUCCCAGAAGAAGACAGAGACAAAUGGGAGGCCUUUAUUUCUGGGCAGCUGACUGACACUAACAAGAGAAACACUGUUGACCUGGUGAAUACACACCACAUCCAUUCUUCCAGUGAUGACGAGGUGGACUUUAAAGACAGUGGCUUUCACCAAGACUCUUCUCUACAACAAGCCUUUUCUGAUUAUCAGAUGCAACAAAUGACGUCCAAUUUUAUUGAGCAGUUCGGCUUCAAUGACGAAGAGUUUGCUGAUCAGGACGAUGUUGCGGAUAUUCCCUUUGAUAGAAUAUCAGACAUCAAUUUUUCACUGAAUACAAAUGAAAGUGCGAAUAUAGCUUUGUUUGAGGCUCGCUGUAAGGAGAAAAUCCAGCAGUUUGAAGAUGCUGGUUCAGAUGAGGAGGACAUCUGGGAUGAAAAAGAUGUCACCUUCGCACCAGAGGCACAGAGACGCCCCAGGAGCUCAGGCAGCACAGACAGCGAGGAGAGCACUGACUCUGAGGAAGAGGAUGUAAAGAGAGAUCAGUUUGAAGCUUCUAACCCCAGCACCGAUGACAGAAUGGAAGUCGACACAGGCCCAGUAUGGACGGCCAAUUUUGAUGACAUCCCCAUGGACACAGGUACAUCAACAAAUCCAGCCUCCAGCCCUAACAACCCUGCCCCCUCUCCUCUGGCCCCCCCCUCCUCCUCCUCCACAGAAGCUCUCCCCGAUGCAGCCUGGAGCUCGCCUCCUGCUGCAACAACCAACUCUGAGACAGGCUGGGCCGAUUUUUCCAAUUUCACCCCCGUCAGCCCCAAAGACCCUCUGAGGUGCAACUCUCCUGUUGCUAUGGAAACCAGCAUAGAGACAAUGGACCCUCUGGGGGUCAAUGCACCCAUGCAGCCUGAAGAAUGUGACGGCUGGUUGGGUACAGGUGUGGCUUCUCCCUCCUCUACCACACCAAAGGAUUGUGGGAGAACCAAAGCAGAGGAGGAAACCGCCUCUUGUGAGCAGCGCAGCAUUACUGAGACGGUCAUCAACGGCUCCAUGAAAGAAACAGUCAGUCUCACUGUUGACGCCAAAACUGAGACCGCCGUCUUCAAGAGUGAUGAAGAGAAGAGUUCAUCAGUAGUGGAGUGUGGUGAUUCAGAGAGAACAGGCUUCAACAGCUCGGCCGCAGCCUGCUGUCCCAAACCAGGCAGUGACAAGUGUCGAUCCGCUGUAGAGCUUCCCAAUGGUCCUCUGGAGGAAAUGUCAGCCAUCGAGGAGGCCAAACUGGACCAGAGUGCCGCGUCAGAGCCAGCUGUUAACGGGCCGGCAUGAGGUUCACCUGAAGCCAGCUCUCAUACCCAGCCUGUUCCGCCUCGCAGGGCCCUCCUCCUGACCAGCCAGUGGAGACUACUGCUCAGAGCUGUACCAAUCACACAACCCCCACCCCACCCCACCAGGACCAGCAAUACCCCCCCUCGGCUCAUCACUGACAGAGAGACGGACAGACAGGUGUACAGACAUAGAAUGAACUGAAAAGCAAAAUGUACCCAAACGGAUACAGAAUAAUUUUUUUUCAGCAUUUGUUUAUAUACUAUUGUUCUUAUGAGGUGAUGUGCGACUGAUAACUUGCCACUCAAAAUUAAAUAGUAAUGUUGCUAUAGUUAAAGAAAUGAUUGUAUGAAUAAAAUAUUUUAUAAAAAGAAAGAUGUAUACAGGAACAGAAGAUGACUUACCACCGGUGUAGCCAAUUGGUCGCCCACUGAGCUGGUGUUACCUGCUGGAUCUGUGAUUCUGCAUACAACAGUCUGACACUUAAUACAACAGUUGCUUUAUUUAAAUCUUCACCCACCAUUGGUCUGUGUUUUCUGAGCAGAGCUACUCCCAACUAUUGAAACAUGUUUUAAAACCACACAUCAAAGUUUUAUUUUGCUGCAGGUAUAAUUUGUAAAUGUUUCCUUUUGUAUUCUUAUUCAUUGAGUAAGAUUUGACGAGCCUUUUCUGAUAUCCUUUUUUUUUUUUUAUUUAUUAUUGAAGUAAGAUGAUGUUUUGUUACUAAGGAGCCAUACCAACACAGCCUCUCCCCUUCUAGCAGGCAGCAUUCAUGCUAACUGGGUUCUUACCUCGCAGCUAGAAGGCUUUAAAGGAGAGAGGUCCAGUAUGUCCUCACCACAGCUAACACUUGGAGCUGUAAAUGCAUUCUGAGCUUGUGUUUUUAGUCCCAACUAAACUUAUUCAGAACCAGCA